Adineta ricciae is the source of this 330-nucleotide messenger RNA. NCBI's taxonomy places the organism in Eukaryota, Metazoa, Rotifera, Eurotatoria, Adinetida, Adinetidae. The record is from the annotation of a GenBank genome assembly.
AUGCCAGUCUGUUGUUCAAGCAAAGUCGUCUGCAAAAGUGGAUGUUGUGAUCCAUGCUGUGACCCAUGUUGUGACCCAUGCUGUGGCCCAUGUUGUGGCUCUGGUUGUGGCUGCGGCUCAUGCUGCAGUUCUGGAUGUGGAUGCGGCUCAUGCUGUAGUUCUGGAUGUGGAUGUGGUUCAUGUUGUGAUUCAUGCUGUGAUCCAUGUUGUGCUCCAUGUUGUGUACGCAAGAAAACUAUCGUCACCAAAACAGUCUGCUAUCGACCAGUUGUCAAAGUCGUCAAGAAGACAGUCUGCUGCAAAACAUGUCCACGAGUGUGCUGCUGCUAA